This is a messenger RNA of Plasmopara halstedii, 756 nucleotides long. Its product is annotated as gamma carbonic dehydratase. The record is from RefSeq and is a predicted model, not a curated record. The transcript has 2 exons. NCBI's taxonomy places the organism in Eukaryota, Oomycota, Peronosporomycetes, Peronosporales, Peronosporaceae. Bases 1 to 756 code for a protein of 251 amino acids.
AUGUCGUUGAGAAAAGUAGGGAAAGCCAUCCGGUCCCUUGGGCAGACGAUUGACCGAGUCGGUGUCAGUUUGGAGGGAAAAUUUACUUACACAGAGCAUCUGAACCCGUCGACGCGUGCUGUCAAGAAUUUGGGACGCUCGCCAGAGUUUGAAGAUGGUGUAUUUGUGGCACCAAAUGCAUCAGUGAUAGGCGAUGUCAAAGUCGGCAAGGGAAGCUCCAUCUGGUACAAUGCUACCGUGCGCGGGGACGUCAAUUACAUUACCAUUGGUGAAAACACUAACAUUCAGGACCAGGCAGUGGUUCAUGUGGCCAAAAUUUACAAGGACAUCCCUACCAAGAUUGGCAACAAUGUAACUGUUGGCCCCGCUGCUAUCUUGCACGCCUGCACCAUUCAGGAUCACUGCAUCAUAGGCACUGGCGCUUUGGUGCUUGACGGUGCUGUAGUCGGAGCCAAGUCUAUUAUUACUGCUGGAUCUGUUUUAACUUAUGGAAAGCAGGUGCCCUCAGGCCAGCUCUGGUCUGGAGUUCCAGCUCGUUAUCUUCGUGACCUCACCACCGAGGAAAUACAGUUUAUGCAACAGUGCUCAUCCGAGUACGCGCAACUCGCAGAAAAACAUGCCCUGGAGUGCGCUAAGAGCUUUGAGGACUACGAAGCUGACACGGAGCGCUAUAAGAUUUUGCGGGAUGUGGGCGAGACGGGUCUUACACCAAAAAGUGAAGAGCGUCAGGACACUGGACUUUAUUUCCGUUAUUAG